Molecule: messenger RNA, 2193 nt
Organism: Prinia subflava (tawny-flanked prinia)
Lineage: Eukaryota; Metazoa; Chordata; Aves; Passeriformes; Cisticolidae
Gene: C2H1orf115
Product: chromosome 2 C1orf115 homolog
Exons: 2
Coding region: 404-811 (135 amino acids)
Source: RefSeq, a predicted model, not a curated record
CCCGUGGCUUUAGUAGGAACACCUAUGAGUGAGGCAUGUCCAAGGAGCUUGGCCCUUCUCGCUGACAGGGAAAGAGCGUGACCUCCCGGAGCGGUGCCACGGCGGGAUCUAACAAGGGUCUGGCCGGCCCCUGCGGCGCCGGGGCCGAAGCAGCCCGGGGCGGUGCGGGCUGUGCCGCCCGUCAGCGCUCACCUGUCCCCGGACGGGCUCCGGUCCCGGCUCCUUCCCGCGGCAGAGCGGCGGCGGGGCCAGGUCCGGAGCCGGGGGCGCCGCCAGCCCUCGCCCUCUUCCCUCGGCCGUCCCGCCCCGGGGAGGGGGCAGCGGCCGCCUCCGGCCACACCUGUGGCGCAGCGGCGGAGGAAGCGCCGAGGUCGGCGGAGACGGGUCGGCGCCCGGCGGCACCAUGACGGUGGGUGCGCGGCUGGGCGCCAAGGUGAGGGGCAGGUUCUCCCGCCGCGGGCCCGGCGACGACCAGGUCUCCAUCCUGCCCGGCGAGGAGGAGGAGGGGGCGGCGGGAGCCGGGGGCGGCGCGGGGGCCCCGCGGCCGGCGGCGCUGCAGGAGGAGGAGGAGGAGGGCACCGGGUGCAGGAAGGUGCGCUUCGCCGUCCUGCCCGGCUCCUACGAGCCGCUGCGCCCGCCGCGGGCCCCCGGCAAGCGGCCCUAUGGAAAGCGCCUGAAGAAGUACGGAAAGAAUGUCGGGAAGGUUCUGCAGAAGGGUUGUCGCUACUUGGUGGUCGGUCUGCAAGGAUUAGCAGCAGCCUAUUCUGCUCCCUUUGGAGUGUCAGCACAUGUGGCAUCCUUCGUCCGCUAGUGCAGCUCCCUGUGCCCCACGGGAGGGGACACAAGGCCACUGCUGCUUUCUCAGGAUUAAAUUUGAGACCUGGAUCUGAAAAACCUCUUGGACCAACAGCCCUGAGCCCCUGUGCCAGGCCCUUUCCAAGACUGAAUGCUCUUCUCUGAAAAAAAAUUCCAGUGCUUUGUAAAAUCAGAUCAGGUCAAAGUGUAAGGAUGGGAAAAUAAUCUUUGAUUAAUUGAACUGAAGUUUGGUUUUGGGCAUGAGCUGUGUGGAAGGGAGCCAAGGAUGGAUGGAAAAGCAAGUAGAUGAGGGAGAGAGAAAUGAAGGAAAACAGAGGAUGAGAGAGCAGCUGGGGAGGUGGAGAUGAGUUUGCAUAGUGAGAGGAAUUGUCAAAGCAGUGGAGGAAACAGAUAACAGAGGAUUAGGAAAAGAUAGUCUUUGGUUUUCUGAGAUUCUGAGUUUGGUGGUGUUUUUUUAUCUGAGAGGGUUAAGAUUAUGAGUGUACUUAAAAAUAUGCUUGGACAUAAAUGGAAUGUGGCCUGAGACAUGGAGAGCUUUGCUGCAUCAUGGUUGUUCAUUUCAAACAUUGGACAUAAUGAGCCUUUAAGUAAUCAUGAGAAAGAUGUAAAAAUACGGAAAGAAAAUGAGGUGUGUAUCUGUGAUUUUGGGGCAUUAAAGGCUCACUGUGAUUAACAUUUUAAACUUUUCCUCUGCUACUAUGAAAUCUGCAUAUAUUCUUUUACUGAGAACAGAGUUCAUGUGUGAUAUACCUGAUUCUGGAAGCUGGGGCAUUUUAUGUCUAAUUCUGUGGUGUUCACCAGGGGAAAAGCAAUUGAUUGCCAGCUGCAUCUGAGAAAAACUAUACAUACAGCAUUUGGUAUAAGAAUGUACAAGUGUGAUGUAUUAGAAUAGGGCUAAAUAACCUGCCAGCUCCAUCUCUCACCUGGCAGCUGUAAGCAGAGGAUGCCAAUACCAGAUGCCUCAGCUCAGUGGUGCAGAUGCAAAAGCUUCCAUGUCACACCUCCAGGGACAUAAAUCAUAUAUUGAUGACACAGAAACAAGGUGGUUUAUGGGCCUUAAAAAUUUUGUGGGGUUUGUUUGUUUGUUUGUUUCUCUCAGUCUUUAGUGGUAGUUGUAAAUGACUUCCCUGAUAGCACUUUCUCUGUAUUAUGUAUCUUUCUAGUUUUGAUGGUGUUUUUUGUAAUCAAGGAGUUGACUUAACUGGAAAAAAAUUCUGUUCACUUGCUUUCUUUGCCUUUUCUGAACAAAGGAGUUUGUAUGUCUUGGCAAACCACACUGUAUUUCUUUUAAAUGUAGCAAAUGAAUCAGAUGGGGGGGGUGGGGCAGUGUGUUAUGCUCUUUUCUAACUGGACUGUAAAUAAAACCCACGAGAUCCA